AUGGCAGCAGAGGCACAAGCUUUCCUCGAUGGGCUCGAGGACAGCGUGAAUGCCAGCGCGCGUCGCGUGGAUUUGUAUCGCCUCUAUCACAAGGAUUUCGCCGUGAACAACCUCACGAAGCUCUUUGCAGACGGGCCAUCCAAGCUGUACCUGCAUGCGGACGACACGGAAAUCAUCCUCCAUAAGGCCGUCCGGAGGAACCGCAGACUCGCCUCGGUGCCAACCUCGACUGCAAGGGCGCCCGCGCCUCCCCCACCAGCAGCUGCGUGCACAAAUGAGGCGAGCGCAUCCAGCUUCGCGGACAAAGCGUCCACGUGCGCGGCACUGUAA
Messenger RNA from Symbiodinium natans, 330 nucleotides. The record is from the annotation of a GenBank genome assembly. Lineage: Eukaryota; Dinophyceae; Suessiales; Symbiodiniaceae.